UCCUAGUCCUUCCGCUGCUGAUCGUCGCCCUGUUUCCCCUCGCCCUCGCAGAUAUGGAGCCCAUCCCGGGUUACGAGACCACUAAGCAGACGAUCACGGCCGGCUCCGGCCCCGUCGUCGCCAAGGGCGACACCGUCACCGUCCACGCCACCGGCAUCGUGGAGGAGGGUAACAAGAAGUUCUGGUCAACCAAAGACCCCGGCCAGCAGCCCUUCACCUACCAAGCCGGAGUCGGCAAGGUCAUCACCGGCUGGGAUCAGGGAUGUCUCGGCAUGAACGUCGGCGAGACCCGCAAGCUCCGCAUCCCCGCGCACGAGGGCUACGGCGCCGGUGGAUUCCCAGCCUGGGGUAUUCCCCCCGGCGGCACCCUCCUGUUUGAGAUCGAGGUGCUGUCCAUCAAGGGCAAGGGAGGCGAGCUGUGA
Molecule: messenger RNA, 422 nt
Organism: Micromonas commoda
Lineage: Eukaryota; Viridiplantae; Chlorophyta; Mamiellophyceae; Mamiellales; Mamiellaceae
Exons: 1
Coding region: 54-422 (122 amino acids)
Molecular function (GO): peptidyl-prolyl cis-trans isomerase activity
Source: RefSeq, a predicted model, not a curated record